Messenger RNA from Acanthosepion pharaonis, 780 nucleotides. The record is from the annotation of a GenBank genome assembly. NCBI's taxonomy places the organism in Eukaryota, Metazoa, Mollusca, Cephalopoda, Sepiida, Sepiidae.
AUGGGUGGUUGCCUCUCAACUCAAUACGAAAAACUCAGCUCCCACCUUCGGAAAGGAAUUCUUAUCUCUCUCUCUCUCUCUUUCUUUCUUACUUUUUUUUUUUUUUUUUUGCAAAUUCUGGAAUUUUCUCUCUUUCACAUUUUUACACUCUCUCUCUUUCUCUUCUACACAUUUUUACUUUUCUCUCCUCUGCCCGUUUCUCCCUCACCUUCGUCUUUCUCAGCUCUCUUUCUCUCAGCGGCGUCUCCCUUUUCUUUUUGUAAUUUUGUUUGCUCACUCUUCUUUUCUCUACUAAUCUCUCCACUUGACUCUUCUCUCUGUCCAUUUUCUCCAAUUCUAAUUUAUUAUACUUUUUUACUCCUUACUCACUCUUUCCUCUCUCCUUCCCUUUUCUCCGUUACUGUUCGUUUCUUCAUCCAUCUAUCUAUCUAUCUAUCUAUCUUUUCUUUCUUUUUUUUUUUUUCCUCCUCUCUCUCUUUUGUCUUUCUAAAUCUUAAUUGUAGGCAUCAAAAAAGUACCUUCCUCAUGUUGUUGAUAUUUAAAAUUAUUCUUUCUGUUUGUACUUUUUUUUUCUCAUUCCUUCUCAGACGUCCCAAUUCGAACGUGUUUUUGUCUCUCAUUUUACAUAAAGAAUUCUUCUUACGCUUUCUGUCUCCUUUUUUAAAACAUUUACUGCCUCUUUUUAUUCAAUUCCUUCUUAUAUGCCAGACACUUCCACGGCAAUCGUACACCUGCUACACACUCACUCACUUUAAGAAGUCUUUUCUCUUUCAUUACUAA